AUGAGCGGCUUCGACGCUGCGUUAUGCCGAGCAGAUGCAGUCUAUUGGAAGAACAUUGCUCGCCGAAAGGAGGCGUUGAACGGCACGCUACAGCCCAAGAUGUGGAACCCCGUGCGCAUGAAGGAGUUGGUGCUCAUCCCUACCUACCCGUGCGCCAUCAACGAGCGCAUCGGCAAAUGGGGUGACGGAGGAAAGUGGACGUGCCUUCUUCCCAACGCCAUCCAAAAGACUAACCCCGUCGUGUACAGCAUUGGGAGCUUUGGCAUGUACUCGUUUGAGGAGUCCAUGCACAAGAUACUAGGCGUGAAGCCCUACACCUUCGACCCGUUCCUCAAUCCGACCAAUCUGGAAAUAAUGAAAAACCUCACGUGCCUUCACUUCAACGAAAUCGGCCUUUCUGGGGUGGCAUCUCUUGCCGGUUACAAGAAGAACUCCCCGGACAAAAAGUUUUUGACGCUGCCCGAGAUAAUGAAGGAGCUGGGGCAUACUUAUGUGGACGUGUUCAAGAUUGACUGCGAGGGGUGCGAGGUGGAUAUGAUAAAGGAUAUGGCAGCGGCGUAUCUGAACACUGGGAAUAAGCUUGCGCUGCAUGGAGGGAAUUUGCCGUUCGGACAGAUCCUCAUCGAGUUGCAUAACAUGAACAAUGCCUCUAUUUCCCUCGAAACCUUCUACACUCUCGAGAGGCUCGGGUAUCGCAUGUUCAGCAUCGAAUACAACCCCUACUGCCCCUUUUGCGUCGAAAUGAGUCUCAUUCACGAGAGCCUUGUGAAGCCUUCGAGUGAGACUGAUUGCCGGCCGUUUGUAACCCCUGAAGUCAAGGGGGGUGAGGAGAAGGUUGAGGAUAAGAAGGUUGGGGGUGCAGGUGGAAAAUAG
This is a messenger RNA of Closterium sp. Yama58-4, 873 nucleotides long. The record is from the annotation of a GenBank genome assembly. NCBI's taxonomy places the organism in Eukaryota, Viridiplantae, Streptophyta, Zygnematophyceae, Desmidiales, Closteriaceae.